Molecule: messenger RNA, 162 nt
Organism: Plenodomus lingam JN3
Lineage: Eukaryota; Fungi; Ascomycota; Dothideomycetes; Pleosporales; Leptosphaeriaceae
Source: RefSeq, a predicted model, not a curated record
AUGCUGGCCAGCAAGGCCGGGUGGAAUCUGGGCGUGUUCGGGUGGUACCAGUUCGGGCUGUUGCUCAGCCAGAGAUUGCAAGCUGAGCAUCAAGAGACAGCUCGUUACGCCGUAGUGAUGCCCAAUGUUACAGCAGAAAGACGAGCCAGACUGGAGCUGUAG